This is a messenger RNA of Homo sapiens (human), 894 nucleotides long. RefSeq lists its product as uncharacterized. The record is from RefSeq and is a predicted model, not a curated record. The transcript has 2 exons. Bases 161 to 556 code for a protein of 131 amino acids. Lineage: Eukaryota; Metazoa; Chordata; Mammalia; Primates; Hominidae.
AGGAGGAGCUCGCUGUUACCUGAAGGGAUGGACUGGUCGGUGGAAUGUCCGGUGCCGUGAGUUACCUGCUCAGCCCUGGAGCAGGGGUCAAAGCUGGGCGGAGCUGGACAGCCAGUCUCAGCCUCAGGUACUCCAGUGACAAGCAGCAGCACCAGUGCUGAUGAGGGUAGCAGGGAAAACUGGUGAAAUGUGCCGAGGUCUCUCCAGAGGUGGUAGGCGGUUGCGCCAGCUUCACAUCCUGGAUAGGCAGGAACGUUUCCCUAUCAUACUCCUGUCCCGGGUCUCAUGUGUCUCAGUUCAAACAGACACUGCCGUCUAUCUUCAAGCUGCAAUGAAGCUGAGAGCCACAGAAAACACCUGUACCAUGGUUUCAGGGAGGAGUCUCUUCCCUCAGCCGAAAACAGACAGCUUUGCUGGUCAUCUGUUCUCCACUGCGAGGACGCUGCCACUCAGUGUGGAGAGAGGAAGGGGUUCUGCCUAUGGUGCAAGAAGGUCGGACUCGGCAGAAAUUGCAACAGCCAGUUCAACCUUCAGCAACCACCAUACUGAUCAGUAGUCAUCAACAUUGAGACGAGACUGUACACCAGCAAAAAGAUCCCAACUCAAUGAAGGCUCAGAUGAUUUUAGCAUUUUUUUAGCAAUAAAGCAUUUUUAAAUUAAACUAUAUACAUUGUUGUUUUAGACAAGUUUUUGCACAUUCAGAAUACAGUAAAGUGUAAACAUGACUUUUAUAUACACUGGGGAAACCAAAAAAUUUGUGUGACUUACUUUAUUGCAAUAUUUGUUUUAUUGUGCUGAUCUGGAGCUAAAUAUAUCUGAGAUAUGCUUGUACUGAUGAUUAUUUUAACACCAAGAUAUUUUAAAAUUCAUUAAAUAAAUGUUUAUUUAAAUAGA